AUGGACUACGCCCUGGCCCAAAAAAAAUACAAGCAAGCUCAACAAGAUACUAAUUGGAAAGAUGAAUAUGAAACUUAUGAAAGACAUAUAAACCUUAUUUUUGAUGAGAAAAUACGAAAAAAUCUUUAUAAUACUUACUUGGAAGACAAAGCCUCAAAUGAAAUCAAGAAGUUUUGGUCAGGCUGGUGCCAGCAAUAUGUGAAAUCUGAUAAAAAUAAGAUUCCACCUGAAGCGCAGGAUUUCUUAGACAUGCAUAAUGAUGUGUUAGAACAAAAAUCAGCAAACUGGGAAUCAUUGGAAAAUCAAAAACAGUUACCAUCUGGUCGAACUAUAGAAGAUUCUUUGCAAGAAGCAAUCAUUCAAAUUCAAGAAAAAGAUUCUUAUUAUAAUCAUGAAAUUUUUUCAAAUAUUAUUAAUACAAAUGAUAAUGACAUUAAAACAAUCUUCUCUAUAGAAAAUAUUAAUUUUCUGAAUGCAUCACAGAAGAUUUCUUUAUUUACAUUAACAUCUUUGCAAGUUAAUUAUAUUCAUCUUUUAGUAGACAAUGAGAUCAUACAACCGAUAGAAUGUAUUAAUUUUGAGGCUCUAACAAAGACUGCAAUGGAAACCAUCAAUACCAAUAGCAAUUCAAAUAUUACCAUAAGCAAUACUAAGACGGAUGAUAUAUGUGACGAAA
Molecule: messenger RNA, 676 nt
Organism: Racocetra persica
Lineage: Eukaryota; Fungi; Glomeromycota; Glomeromycetes; Diversisporales; Gigasporaceae
Source: the annotation of a GenBank genome assembly